AUGGGUACACUAGGGUUUUUAAGCGAGUGGAAGUUCGAGGAGUACAAACGCGCAUUUCGUGAGGUAUACAUGUCUGGUGCGGGAGCAGGGGACCGAGCUCCUAUGUUAGAAGCGUCGAGGUGUACUGCCACAGAUUAUCAAGCAGAUUUUCAGACAGGUCCUACGGGAUGGUCGUCGAUCCGUGGGAAAUCAAUGGGCUCGAGUCGCGGAGCUCGCAUUUUGAUGCGAAACCGCUUAAAAGUUGGGCUUUUCACUGCAGACGGGAGACCUGUUCGGCAAGACCGAAGCCCGACUUCCAUACAGAAUACGUUGAGCAGCCAGGGAGUGUAUGUAAUGAACGAAGUGCUUCUCCAUCGUGGCAAGGAGCCGCAUCUUGCGGUGGUGGAUGUUUAUGUCGGAGGACGAUUCCUUACAGAGGCAGUAGCGGAUGGGAUCAUUAUCUCGACGCCCACGGGUAGUACCGCAUACAGCUUGAGUAGUGGUGGUAGUAUUGUGCAUCCCUUGGUGCCUUCGGUUCUACUAACUCCAAUCUGCGCCCGGAGUCUGAGUUUCCGGCCUUUGGUUUUACCAUCCAGCACGUCGAUUACGCUGAAACUGAGUGAAAAGAACCGGGGUCGUGAAUUAGAGAUGAGUAUUGACGGGGUCAACAUGGGUCAGGGAAUGGCUGUUGGUAUGGAGGUCCGAGUAUGGAACGAAGAGAUGCGGCACGGCAAAAACGAAUGGCAGGGAGGAGUACCAUGUGUGAUGAGGAGAAUCAUGGGUGGUGAGGCGCAUGAUGGAUGGGUUGGCGGUUUGAAUGGGCAGCUCAAAUUUAACUACCCCUUCGGCGAAGAACCAUGA
Messenger RNA from Aspergillus bombycis, 840 nucleotides. RefSeq names its product NADH kinase POS5. Bases 1 to 840 code for a protein of 279 amino acids. Gene Ontology annotation, biological process: NAD+ metabolic process; NADP+ biosynthetic process. The record is from RefSeq and is a predicted model, not a curated record. The transcript has a single exon. Lineage: Eukaryota; Fungi; Ascomycota; Eurotiomycetes; Eurotiales; Aspergillaceae. Gene Ontology annotation, molecular function: NAD+ kinase activity.